AUGUCGUCAUAUGAUUGUGAUGACAUCAAGGAAAUGUCCAAACAUCCAGAUAAAAUUCCACCCUUGGAGCGGCGGGUCAAAGGUUGGAUUAAACGGUUGGAUGAGAUUCUCAAGGAAAGUGAGCAAAUCAGGAGAGAAAACGAUUCCUCAGGACCGCAGGAUGAGUUAGAAUACUGGAAGAAGAGGGGGGCGCAGUUUUCCCAAAUAGUCACUCAGGUCAACUCGAACGAAGUGCAGUUGACCAUCCUCUGCCUGAAACUUGCCCACUCAAAAAUUCUGAAAGACUGGCGUGAAACCGACAAGAAAAUCACUUUUUGUUAUAACGAGGCGAAGGACAACGCCAAGUUUAUCCAGUCUCUGGAAACUAAAUGUCAUUCUUUGUAUCUCGAUGAUCCAGUCAAAAUGAGAAGGUCAAUUAUGGGAUUGCUGCAAACAGUUCGGUUGAUACACAGCGUUUCACAGUUCUACAAUACUUCCGAAAGAACUUCAGCACUCAUGGUUAAGAUAACGAACCAAAUGAUAGAAACCUGCAAAGAUUACUUAACAUGUAGAGGCCAGGAGAGCAUCUGGUCUCAGGACAGAGUUCUGAUCAAGGAUAAACUGACCCAAUGUAUCAUUUUGAACAAGGUUUAUCGAAAAACGUAUUCUGUUGUGAAAAGUCAGCCCUUUUUACCGAGACAAGAACCUUUCAACUUUUCGGAGAAUUACGUUUUUGGAAAAUUCGACGCUUUCUGUAGACGGCUCAUGAAGAUCAUAUCCAUGUUUGAUUUGAUUGAUGAUUACAGUGGGCUCUUUCAGAGGAGGAUGGAAGGUCUGCUUCUUGGUGAUGCUUUGGAAGAGGCCAUUCAAAAGUUCACCGAAGUCAAACAAAUUGUCAUGAAUAAAACCUACGAUUAUUUGGAUCAGAGAAACAAUGAAUUCGAGAAUGACUUCAAAAGCUUCUUGGUGCACACUGAUGAACUGAGAGAUAAUAUUGCCGAAACAAUAGAAAGAAACUUUGACAGUGUUUGGGAGACGCCACAGGGGAUAAGAUUCCUGACGAGAUUUGAAAAGGUUAGCGAAAAAAUACCUUUAGCGAAAAUGGACGAGAAAUAUGACAGGAUUCUAAAAUAUUGUGAGAAAGAGGUCGAAAGGAUUAUAAAGAUGUACAAAAAACAAAAAGAUGAUCCUCCAGUACCAAGGAUGUUUCCCCCAAUAGCCGGUCAGUUGUUAUGUUUUUAUCAAUAA
Molecule: messenger RNA, 1227 nt
Organism: Leptinotarsa decemlineata (Colorado potato beetle)
Lineage: Eukaryota; Metazoa; Arthropoda; Insecta; Coleoptera; Chrysomelidae
Gene: Dhc1
Product: dynein axonemal heavy chain 1
Biological process (GO): microtubule-based movement
Cellular component (GO): axonemal dynein complex
Molecular function (GO): minus-end-directed microtubule motor activity; ATP hydrolysis activity; dynein light intermediate chain binding
Source: RefSeq, a predicted model, not a curated record